AUGCUGAAUCAACUAAAAGUCGCCAAGGAUGGAAGGGUCAAGAAGUUUUUAUGUCGAUUUGAGGGAUGUGGUAAGGCAUAUACCCGGCCUUCAUUGCUUCAGCAACAUCGUAGAUCACACAUCGAUGAACGACAGUUUAUUUGCUCAGAGCCAGAAUGUGGAAAGCGAUUCUUGAGAAAGUCUCACUUACAAGUUCACAAAUUCACACAUGAUAAAGAAAAGCCAUUAAAGUGCUGUGUGUGUCACAAAGGAUUCAUAACAAAACAACAAGUGACUCGCCACUUAAACACUCAUAAAACUAUGUUACUGUGUCCUUAUGAUUGCGGACUGUGCUUCACCUCCGGUGAGGAUAUGACGAAUCACGUCUUAGACAAUCAUAUAACGAGUGAUAUAGGGUCAGCGCUGUCUUCAGAGGAUAAUGCACUUAGUACUAUUUCGGUGAACUCUAACUUGACAUCACCCUCUACCGUAGGGUAUGAACAAAAUUAUGGAGGACUGUUUUCUGAACUUCGUUGUAAAGAGCCACAGUGUGCUGAUAAUGACCCCUACGACUCUAUAUCACAUUUGAUUGCUCAUUACGACACAUCCCAUUACUUUGUCCCCCCUGGAUUAUUCCAGUAA
Priceomyces carsonii is the source of this 621-nucleotide messenger RNA. RefSeq lists its product as uncharacterized. The transcript has a single exon. Gene Ontology annotation, cellular component: chromatin; PcG protein complex; transcription regulator complex. Gene Ontology annotation, biological process: regulation of transcription by RNA polymerase II. Gene Ontology annotation, molecular function: DNA-binding transcription factor activity, RNA polymerase II-specific; RNA polymerase II cis-regulatory region sequence-specific DNA binding. The record is from RefSeq and is a predicted model, not a curated record. Bases 1 to 621 code for a protein of 206 amino acids. Lineage: Eukaryota; Fungi; Ascomycota; Pichiomycetes; Serinales; Debaryomycetaceae.